Messenger RNA from Tetrahymena thermophila SB210, 2682 nucleotides. Its product is annotated as transmembrane protein, putative. The transcript has a single exon. The record is from RefSeq and is a predicted model, not a curated record. NCBI's taxonomy places the organism in Eukaryota, Ciliophora, Oligohymenophorea, Hymenostomatida, Tetrahymenidae.
AUGAUAAAAGAAGAAAAAGAAGAUUGCAGUGUUAUAUAUGAAUUUGAAGAUAUAAAUGCAAACUUUGAAGGCUUAAACUUAAGAUUUAUUAUUAUAUUAUAAGGUACUAAUUAUUGUAAAAUUAAUAUUAUGGAUUGUUAAUUUAAGAAUAUGAAGAGUUUAGAUUCAGGAGGCUGCUUUAGUAAUUAAGCUUCUGCUGUGCUUAUAUUUACAAAUACAGUUUUUGACUCUUGCUAAAGUGGUAUGUUUGGUGGUGCUUUGUAUAGUAGUAGCUUAAAAGUAACAGAUCAGCUUAUCAUUAAAAAUUCUAAAAGUAAAAUAGGUGGAGGAGCAUUUCUAGGCUCUCAAUCUUGCGCCGGCAACGUAAAUGAUUUAGAAAAAAUUAACUUUUUUAAUGAUAGCAAUGCAGCUACUAUUUCUUCUCAACAAUAUUUUAAAUGCACUAAUUAGCCUGAUUAUAAUAAAAUGCCUUCAUGCAAUCUAUUUGAAUUAGAUUCUAUAUUUUAAUUAAAUACUGAAUUAGUAAAUACCUAAUAUUAUUAAGUCUAGUCUGAAGUAAAAAUAAAAGAUAUGGGAUCAUUUCCUAUUAUUUAUUAUAGUACAUUAUUUUAAAAUAUGAUAUAUGUAUUAAGAUUAAGAGUAGAAUAUUAAUGUCCAGAGAAAUAACUUCCAUAAAUAUGUAGUAUUAGGGAAUUUAAUGAAGACCAAUCAAUAGGAAAUCUCUAUAAUUUUAUUGAUGAUAAUGAAAAAUAAUAUUUUUAUAAUUUCGAAAUACCUAACGCAAAUUAUCCUUAUCUUUUGACUAGCUAUUCAGAAUAUUUUGAUUGUAAACUAAAAGGUUAUGCUUUUAUUUUUAGAUUACACCUUUUAAUAAAGGAUAGUUCUUUUUGUACACUUAAUACAAGAAAGGGCUGUUAUAAUCCAACAAAUUUGUGUAUAUAAGGAAUGUAAUAAAUUUUUAAUUUACAGCAAUAGUAAAUGUAAUGCAAAUACUGUGAUAUUGGAACUUUCAAAGACCAAUCAACUGAUCGAUGUGAAGUAUGUAGCACAGAAAAGUUUGAUAAAUGUUAUGCAAAUGAUUCUUACUUAAAAUAAAAUUUUUGGAGACCUUAUAAUUCUAAUUAUAAUGAUAUUUAUUUUUGUUAGUUAAAUUAGAAAAGUUGUUAGGGUAGUAAUAGGUCUGGAUAUGGAAACGAUUUAUGUUCUGAAGGUUAUAUUGGAGCUUAAUGCUUAACGUGUGAUAUUAAUGGCGAAUUUUGGAAUGGAUAAUAUGGAUAGUAAGGCUACUUUUAAUGUGUUAAGUGCAGUUCUCUCAGCAAUAAUGAUACAUUUGUUUACUUAUCAUUAGCUACAAUUCUUUUCGUAUUUUUCUUCACAAUAAUAAGUAGCUUUAGAAGGAUGAGAAAGUAAGUCUACAGAAGAUACCUUUCUUUCUAUAUGAAAAAGAUAUACAUAGGAUCCAGUUUUAUAAGAUAGAGUUAGGCUUCUGUCUAUACUAAAAUUCUCAUGUUUAAUUUUUAGAUGUAUCUCUUGACUUACUAUUUUGUUGAUUUCGAAAAAUAUGAUUCUUCUAUUCAUAGUAAUAUUUACAACUUAUUUAAUCCGUUAUAAAACUCAGGUGGAAUUUCAUAGGAUUGUUUUCUCAAAUAAUACUUUCCAACUAGUGAAAAUUUAGGAUUUAUCAAAUUAUUGAUUUCAAUAAUUUCUCCUCUAAUUUUAAAUAUUUUCUUUUGGUUGAUACUAUCACUUUAUAGCCAAAAAAAAAAAAAAUUUUACAAUUUUUUAAUGAUAAACAGUUUUACUUACAGCAUUAUUUUUAUCUUUUAAUCACCAAUAAUUUAGUACUCUGUUGAAUCCUUAACAUGCAUUAAGUUAUCUUCAAAUGAGGAAUAUUUAAUGAUCAACACAAGAAUUAACUGUAAAGAUAAUUAUUGGAUAAGUAAAAUGACGUAUUUGAGUAUUGGAGCUCUAAUUUUUUACAUUUUAUUCAUUCCAAUUUACAUUUUUAGAUACAUAUUUGUUAAUAGAAAAAAGCUUGAAAACAGUAAGAUGCUGAUUGCAUUUGGUUUCAUAUACGAUGAAUAUAAAAGACAAUACUAUUAUUGGUAAUUUAUAAAAUUGCUGCUCACAACAUUAUUAUCUGUAUUAGUUUCAUUUGGUAAAACUCAUAUAAUCUUAUGUUGCUAAAUAUAUUGCGCAAUCCUGUGCAUAUACUCUGUUUUUUUAAUAUUCUGCAAGCCAUUCUAAUAAAUUUCUAUGAAUAAAGUAGAAUUAGUUUCUAUCAUUUUAUCAGUAUUAUACUUUCUAUCAUCAAUCAGCUUAUAGUUGGAAUUUAGUUCAGAGAAUUAGUACGAUUAAUAUCAAGUUGGCAGAAUAAUGUCAGAAAUAUUUUACUAUUUAGUCUUAAUUUGCUAAUUUAUUUUCUACCUUUAUAUCAUCUGCUUGAUCAUAUUAUCUGUAUUUUAUACUUCAGUUUAAAAAUUGUAAAAAUUUUAAAUUUUCUAGAGGCUUUUAAGACUAUUUCCAAGAGCUAAACUUAAAGUGUAUACUAAAGACCUUGAAAUUAAUUUGUAGAGAUUUAGAUAAUUAGUUAGAGGUAUAAUUAUGGAUUAAAGUACAAAUCUUAUUGCUGACGAAAUAUAAACUUUUUUAGUUUAAGAAUAUGAAAUAAACUUAUAAUGA